This is a messenger RNA of Zea mays, 2220 nucleotides long. Its product is annotated as putative SET-domain containing protein family. The record is from RefSeq and is a predicted model, not a curated record. The coding region runs from base 146 to 1903 and encodes 585 amino acids. Gene Ontology annotation, molecular function: protein binding; histone methyltransferase activity. NCBI's taxonomy places the organism in Eukaryota, Viridiplantae, Streptophyta, Magnoliopsida, Poales, Poaceae. The transcript is spliced from 11 exons. Gene Ontology annotation, cellular component: nucleus.
UUCGCUCUCUCAAUUCUGUUGAGCGAGUCCUCUUCCCCUCCGGUUCACGUCUUCGUUACAUUUCCACGGCUCCCACCAGCGUGAGUGCGUGACCAGCCCCAAUGCCCUCCAAACCCUAGUCCACAGCUCCUGUACCCUGGCGGCCAUGCCGGAUCUGAGCACCAGCUACCUCCCUCCCUUCCCUGAACUGUCCCUCGAUGCGGGGGCCCUCGCCGUCGACCACGCGGGGAAUGCUGCAGCCGCCGCCUCGGCCGAUGCGGCGUCCGCGUACGCGUCUUCGUCUGCCUCUGUGGGCAGCGGCGUAGACGACCUCGUUAUUCCAGCGGAAUGCCGGUGGAAGGGCCAUGUCCGCACCUUCGACAUGGCGGGCGCGGGCGCUGUCACCACUUGCCCCGCCGCGCGGCGUGGCGGCGGGAAGAAGCUGUCACUGAUUCCGUCACUCGAGCCGGCACGGACGCAGGCUUCAGCAUCGGCUCCGACGCUCGAGGAACGCGUGAGCGAGUGGGCGGCUAAGAAGGCAGCGGCCGGCGUUCCGACUCAUCACUGCGUGCUGCCUUUCCUCACCGGGGCGCCAAUGGCGGUCGAAUGUCGUUUGUGCUCCAAGAUUAUUUAUGUUGGAGAAGAAAUAAAAUGUUCAGUUAAAAAGUGUCCACAAAUGUUCCAUCUCAAAUGUGUUGCGGAAGAUACUUCAAACUUUACCGUUGAAAGCUUCAGGUGCCCUCAACAUGGGUGUAUGGUUUGUAAGCAAAAGAUGUUCUUUUGGCGCUGCGGACGUUGUACAGUUGCAGCACAUACGAAAUGUGCACCAUGGCCAGUGGUUCACCUAAAAAAUGAUCAAGGAAGUGCAAUUUGCUGGAGGCAUCCUUCUGACUGGCUGCUGCAAAAUAAGAAUGCUGACUUUACCAACAGUGUAGAGGAAGUAUUUUGCCGGCUACCUCUUCCAUAUGUUAAUGAAGACUUAAAUAUUGAUUCAAUCAUCAGGGAUUAUGCUGAGGCUGUUUAUAAGCCACCCCCCUAUACAUCUAUCAGGCGCAAUGUAUAUCUGAUAAAAAAGAAGCGCACUGGUGUUCGCGUGGAUAUUGGGUGCACAAACUGCAGGGCUGAUUCUACUUGCAAAGAAGACUGUGAAUGCAGGGGUCUUUCUAUGAGUUGUUCCAAGAAUUGUCGCUGCUCAGAUCUAUGUACAAACAGGCCAUUCCGCAAGGAUAAGAAAAUUAAAAUUGUGAAGACAAAGCGAUGUGGAUGGGGUGCUGUUGCGUUGGAGCCAUUGGAGAGAGGUGAUUUUGUAAUCGAGUAUGUUGGUGAAGUCAUUGAUGAUGCGACAUGUGAACAAAGGCUUUGGGAUAUAAGACGGCGUGGUGACAAAAACUUCUACAUGUGUGAAAUCAGCAAAGAUUUUACAAUAGAUGCGACAUUUAAAGGCAAUGUGUCACGUUUUCUAAAUCACAGUUGUGAGCCCAACUGUAAACUCGAAAAAUGGCAGGUUGAUGGUGAGACAAGAGUUGGUGUCUUUGCCUCUCGUUCCAUCGAAGUUGGAGAGCCCUUAACUUAUGAUUACAGGUUUGUGCAUUUUGGAGAGAAAGUGAAGUGCCAUUGCGAAGCAGUGAACUGCCAGGGAUACCUGGGCAGCCAAAUAAAGAACCCAAUUCAAAGCAUUCUUGCCACUGUAGCACCGCAAGUGCAGUUGCGAGAGUAUUCGCCCAUGCACCACGAAGCUCCAAGAUUGAAGCCAAUAAAUCACUUGUUACCCUGGACCAACUGUAUAGAGGUCUCUUUUAACCUGAGAAGCAAAAGGAAAAUUGACCGGCUAUGCUGGGCCCGCAAGAAGAAGAGAACAUCCCUCGUGCCAUCUUCAACAAGCAUGCCAGCAUCGCCGAGUGAAGUUCCUGCCGCGGAUUUCUAACUGCCCUUCGUUGAAGAGCAAGCCUGCCCUGUAUAAUAAUUUCAUGGUACAUUCUUUACAUGCAUUGGUUGGAAACGAUUCUUUCACAUUGCUCAUCAAUGGUGUUGUAACCUGCAACAUUCUUUAUUUGGUUUCAUAGGGCAUUCAGUCAGUUUACGGGUGGUAGUUUGUCGGAACAUGUACCCAAUUUUUCUGAUGAAACAAAUGUUUGAGCUUCAUGUAAUGUUGGCUGCUGUUUUUUUUAUGCGAGAUAAUGUUAUGAAACUGGAUAGUCCCUGUAAACAUGGCUUAAAACAUGACAGAAUUAUUUUCUUUUA